This is a messenger RNA of Gongylonema pulchrum, 471 nucleotides long. Lineage: Eukaryota; Metazoa; Nematoda; Chromadorea; Rhabditida; Gongylonematidae. The record is from the annotation of a GenBank genome assembly.
UUGCGAGAAUUUUUAAAUAAACUUUUUUUUUUAGCAGAGAAAAAGCGUCGUUGGAAAAUUUCUCGGCCUGAAUAUGAGGACAGUAGUAGCAGCAGUGUUGUUACUGUUCGUAUUCGAGAACAUGAACAUGUCGAAAUUCAUGAGCACGGUGAUAAGAAGCCGGAUGAUCAGCAGCAUCCUGCCGUUGCAUCUGAUUUUAAGGAAGAUCUUGCGGAUAUGAAGGAAAAAAUGGAAGAGCUUGAUUAUGAGGAACCGAUGCAAAGCUCUGUUGCUGAAGUUGCGCAAGAAGUGAAAGUACAGCUUCGGAAGAGGCUGAUGAAAAGAAACGAAAAAUGCAGUCACAUGAACGAUAUGCAAGAAGACAAGGUUUGCUUUUUUGUUAUUUUCAUAAUAAGAGCUCUUUUCAAAACUUACGGAUACGCGGAAGCUGACCCUUAUCAUGUCUGUGACCAAGACUGCUCGAACGGUUAG